ACCUACCCACCACCCUUCUCUCCUCACUCCUUACUCUCUCACUCUACAUCUCUGCGGUUCAAGAAUGGCGUACUGCAGUUCCCUCCUUUUUCCUCUGUUGGUGCUAUUGAUUCUCAAUUCUUUCGACCUUACAGUUGAAGAAAACACGAUUUCAUUAUCUUUCCCUCUGACCUCAGCCCCUCUCUCCAAACCUCCAGCUUCUAGAGCAAAAUCUCUGUCUUCUCUGCUCAUGUCACGGCGUUCCAAUCAAACGAAGAAGACGCUUCCCCCGUUCGAUUACAACUACAAGACAUCGUUCAAGUAUUCAAUGGCCCUGAUUGUUUCUCUCCCCAUUGGGACCCCACCUCAGUCCCAGCAAAUGAUUUUAGACACCGGCAGCCAGCUUUCCUGGAUUCAGUGCCACCGGAAAUCCCCCAGGAAGCCUCCUCCGCCGACGUCGUUUGACCCCUCCCUAUCUUCUUCCUUCUCCGUCCUCCCCUGCAACCACCCUGUCUGCAAGCCCCGAAUUCCCGAUUUCACUCUCCCCACCACGUGUGACCAAAACCGCCUCUGCCACUACUCCUACUUCUACGCUGACGGGACCCUGGCCGAGGGCAAUCUCGUCAGGGAGAGGUUCGCCUUCCCCGGUUCGCGAACUACCCCUCCCUUGAUUCUUGGCUGCGCGGCGGAGCCCGGCGAGGCUGAGGGCAUUUUGGGAAUGAAUCUUGGGCGGCUGUCGUUUAUUUCCCAGGCUAAGGUGCCGACAUUUUCUUACUGCGUCCCAUUCAGACGCGGCAACGAAAAGAUUACCCGCACGGGCACGUUUUACUUGGGCCAAAAUCCCAAUUCCCACACAUUCCAAUACAUUAAUCUGUUGACUUUUCCUCCAAGUCAACGCAUGCCCAAUUUUGACCCCCUGGCGUACACAGUGCCAAUGGUUGGGAUCAAAAUUGGCGGAAAAAAAUUGAACAUAUCCACGGCUGCUUUCCGGCCAGACGCCGGCGGCUCUGGCCAGACGAUGGUCGACUCUGGCACCCAGUACACUUUCCUAGUGGAAGCCGCUUAUGCCAAGGUAAGGGAAGAAGUCGUGAGUUUGGUGGGGACGAGAUUAAAGAAAGGUUACGUCUACGGAGGUGCAUUGGACAUGUGCUUCAAUAGAAACGCAUUGGAGAUUGGGCGGAAGAUAGGGGACAUGGUUUUUCAAUUCGAGAAGGGCGUCGAGAUAUUAAUUAGUAAGGAGAGGGUCGUGGAUGAUGUGGGGGGUGGUGUCCAUUGCGUUGCCAUCGGACGAUCAGAGUCCCUCGGUAUUGCUAGCAACAUUAUUGGGAACUUCCAUCGGCAAAAUCAUUGGGUCGAAUUUGACCUAAGUCGUCGACGAGUAGGGUUUGGAAUAACUGAUUGUAGUAGAUCGAUAUGAUAAUUUUUUUUGUAAAAUAUUCUUUAAAUUAGCGCAUAGUUUUUAAAAGGUAUAGUAGAAAUUAAGUAGAGUAGAAAAGUGAUCAAUUGGUACAAUUCUUCUUUGCAUUGAUGCAAACUUUUGUUACCCAAUUAGAAGGAAAGAAUAUAUAACAAAUUAAGCGGUAUUUGCAAUAA
Messenger RNA from Sesamum indicum (sesame), 1572 nucleotides. Its product is annotated as aspartic proteinase PCS1. Gene Ontology annotation, molecular function: aspartic-type endopeptidase activity. Gene Ontology annotation, cellular component: extracellular region. Gene Ontology annotation, biological process: proteolysis. The record is from RefSeq and is a predicted model, not a curated record. NCBI's taxonomy places the organism in Eukaryota, Viridiplantae, Streptophyta, Magnoliopsida, Lamiales, Pedaliaceae.